Molecule: messenger RNA, 864 nt
Organism: Zophobas morio
Lineage: Eukaryota; Metazoa; Arthropoda; Insecta; Coleoptera; Tenebrionidae
Product: protein FAM107B
Exons: 6
Coding region: 153-710 (185 amino acids)
Source: RefSeq, a predicted model, not a curated record
GUUAGUUUUUAAUUGUAAAUAAUGUGAAAAUGUUUGUUUAAAUUAAUUGUGAGUGAUCGGCUUUUUGUUUAUCGUGAAUUACAGCUGAUUUGGACUCCGAAGACGGCGAAAACGGGCGAAACGUUAAGCGGAAUGAUAAAAAAGUGUGGAAAAUGCCGAGCUCCCCAGAAACUGCACGCCCUCCCCAUGGCCAGGAUUUGACAACGAAAGAAGAGCAACCAAUCAACACCCAGAACACAAUCGAAGAGCUCAAAUCCAAGUUAAACAGCAUAGAAUCAGACACAGACGAGUCUUCCGAAACGAUGAUUCCCGAAACUCAGAGGCCUCCAAGCCACCACCAUCCUCCGGCUCCGCUGAUUAACGAAGAGGGCCUAAUUAUCCCUCGGAAGCCGCAUAAUCCCGUGAAAGAAAACAGCGAAAGACAGAAUCUCCACAAAGAGUUGUUGUUUAACCAGAAAAUUGGGAAAAACGUACUCAACCAAAAAUCCGAAUUGCAGAGGGCGUUGGAGAAGCAGAAGGAGAAUAUGGCGAAGAAGGAGUUGGAGACUCAUUUGGCGGCCAAAACGCCCGAAUUAGAGAAAGUGAUAGCGGAUAGGGCGAAAAGGAUGCAAGCGAAUAGUAUGGACGAAAAGAAUGAAGAUGAUAAAGUCAUUAAUAAAGAAUUUCUACAAGCUCGAAUGAAACUGAAGAAUCGGAGCGACUCUAAAUGAGCUUAUCUCAAACAUAUAACCGGUUUUGUGUACGAAUUACGCAGUUUUAGGAUUAUUUAACUCUUUAUUUUAUGUGAUAAGAAAACGACUAAGUUAGGUGUACUCAUUAGGACAUGUGUAAUAUGUAUAAUAUACAAUAAACACUAUUUUUUCA